Molecule: messenger RNA, 1977 nt
Organism: Menidia menidia (Atlantic silverside)
Lineage: Eukaryota; Metazoa; Chordata; Actinopteri; Atheriniformes; Atherinopsidae
Source: the annotation of a GenBank genome assembly
AAAUACCUGGUUGCUUUCGUGCACCUUGACACCCAGGUACACGAAUUUGGUCGAAAACUGUUCUGAAACGGGCUUUUCGGAGUGGAAAUUAAACAGGAGACGGUCAGAAUGGAUUAAAAUAGCAACUUUAAACCUGAAGUGUGGAAGCUGCCAUUAUUUCGGAACUCAGCUGGUGAAAGCAUUGGGACUAUAGUAAGUCAUGUCGACGGGCAGCAGUGGCAGCCUGAGGCGCAGCUCAGGGUCUUUUCACCAAGAGCGCUGUGUGGACCCAGUGGUGGAGCAGCCGACUCGAGAGCACGGGGCAGUCUACAAAGCGCGCCUUGAAGAUGCAAACGGGAAGGAAUCGGAGACCAUAGGCUUCAUUCCUGGCUCGGCUGAGCCGUCGUCCUCAGGACCGGGCUGUAAUCCCUGCGCUUCUCCCGGAGGCUGUAAGACUGUUGUCUGCAGCGUGCUAACCUGCGGCCUGUACCGAGUCUGCCAGGGCUCCAUCCUCACUCCGUGUUUGGCGCCAGACGAGAGCUCCCCGGAUGCGCGAGAGAAGGCCAGCCUCCAAGGUGAGAAACCAGGAAACUCCAACGAAGAUGAUGUCAUAGAAUACCCCGAUCUUCACAUCAACGGAGUCAAGGUGGUUAGUCCGAGAAAAUAUGUUGAGGAGGAAACCAAAUCACCAUCAUACGUGCCUCCGGCUGGCCUUCAGACUCAGCAGGGCUAUCCAUCCCUGCAUGAGCCCCUGAGGUUCGAUGACUGGGACGACGGCGAUGAAGACGUGGACUCCUUGAUUACGAAGAAGUUGUUGGAGCUUUACUCUGAGUAUCAAAUCGAGGAGCUGGCCAGGUGCACCUCAGACUCCGUAUUCCUGAGGAAGAGCAAAGCCAUCAACCAGCUGAUCAACUCUUUGGCAGAGGAGCACAAAAUGGACGAGCAGGAGGCGGAGUGCAGGCUGGUGCGUGGCAUCAUCCGCAUCAGCACUCGGAAGAGUGCGAAGAAGAGGCCGGUCAUUUCCAAGGUGGAGAGGACUCCGUCAGACAGCGGGAAUGAAACCAUGAUUGGGAGCGGCUCCUUUUCAUUCGGUAACAAUAACGAUUACAGGUCAAAUCCAAACAUCCAGAUCUCAGAGCUGACCCCCUCAGACGAGUUUGCUCGGGAGAUAUGGAGGAAGAAUGGUGGUCACCCCUCAAGUUCCUCAACAGCUUACUCACACUCUCACACAGAAACAGAUUCCUCCGGUGUCCCGCUCAUUCACACCUCAGUGAGGACAUGACUCGUCCAUGAUGAUCAUCUCUACUUUAAUGCUAUUUUGUGCCCACAAGAACCCAUGUCGGAUGUAAGGAGAGCAGACUCAAGUAGCACUAAAGUUUCUGUCUGAGCCAAAUGCUUUAAAGCUGUUUUUGUAUAAGAAGGAAGCAAAUGUGUAAGAUCACAUUUUCUAAAGGAAGGACUUCUGUAUAUAUGCUUUUGAAGGAAUGUUUGAGUAGGAGCUUGUCCUGCAGGCAGACAUCACCAGCAUCCUUGAAAUACUUUAUCACAUUCAGCCGUCCGCUUAUUUUUGAAGUAGUUGCAACUUGAAAAAUGUCGCCCAGCUUUGGGGAGUUUGAUGAUUUGCUGUUGUUACCAUAAGAAUGUUUUUUUCCUCUUUUAUGUUCCCUUUUUUUGUUCUGUUGCACAUUUCACCAUUCUUUCAUCAUAAUUUAGCAUCUAUAUGGUAAUAUCUUUAUAUUAAGUGCUUGUGUGCUGUAUGCCAAAUUAACAGACAAUGAUUGUAUGUGUUGUGAUAGAUUUCAUCAUUUGAAUUUUUGAGGUGAGCAGCACAACAGAGCUUCGACCUGCAGUUGUAUGAAAGGACAAUAAACUGAUACGGUUAAAGGUUGUUUCAAAUAAUGGUUCAAAAGUAAUGUAAUCAAUGUAAUUAUUAUUUGUAUUGAGUUUUUAUGUGUACCUGGAAGUGCACAACAAAUAAAGAUAAUUGUGACUUCAUGG